AUGUCGAGUCGGAAUCCAGACAAUGCAGGCUGGAUGUGCGGCAACUGCAAGAAACUCAGGGCCAAGACCGCCUGGUUUUGCGAUCUCUGCGGCUCGGCUUGGGAGGACUGCAUCAUCUACCCGAAGUCGAAAGCGCAGCAGUCAAGAUCGUCUUCAAGGAGGUCAUAUUGGACCGCACCAGAUCUUCAACCCUGGGGAGAUCAACACGGAGAAAAAAGCCCGAGGCAGCAGCCCAAGAAAAACAGAAGCAGAGGCAAAGGCAAGGGCAAGGGACGCAACGCUCCCCAGCAGACACCACUUGCACCACCUCCUCCACCGCCGCUUUCUGGCCCGGAAGGGCAACAGCAGCCGCCAUGGAUGAGCAUGCCUCUACCUCCUGGAGCAUCAACAUCUUCAACGACCACAUUGUCGCCAGCAGAAUUGAAACUGAGGGAGGUUUCCAACCUGCUAAAAAAGGUCAAUCCGGAAACGCUCACGCCGGAGCUACAGCAGUUUGUUGUAGACGAAACCAAAGCUGCCAGCAAGAAGGAUGCCAAGACCCUCUACUCAGCUGUGGGCGCUUUGACAAAGGCAAGAGAGGAGCUCGACACGGCGAUCCUGGCCAAGAGCAACCUGAUGGCGCAAUGGAGAGCAUUCCUCACCAUGUCCCUGGAGCGGUUUCGCCAAUACACAGACCACUUCCAGAAUCAGGAGCAAGCGCAUCAGGAAAACAUCAAGCUGGCCAAGGAAAGACUGCGCAAGGCAAAGGAGGAUUUCAGCUCCAAAGAAGAAGCAGCAACCGUGAUCUCCGACGACGAGGUGGAGUCCAAAGCCACAACCACCAAAGAAUCAGCUGCCCAGAUUCUGAAAGGGCUGAGCCAUAUGACAGAGAGCCUCCAAAAGCUGUCAGAGCAAGCAGAAGAAGAGCAAGCAGAGGAAGAACGCAAAGCGAAACGUCCUCGACAGAAGGAAGGCGACCCUCAGGACGCCGCCAUGCCUGCAGAAAGCUUGCCAUCUAUGCAGCCUUUUGGUGUGCCCGGAUCGGAAGGAAGAGGAAGACCCAGAAGAGUUCCCAUCAGACAUUUUCCUGCCUGGGUAGCAACAUUAUGGAACAUUUUGCAAGAUGAAGGGGCCACCGAGCUUCUCGAAGAAGGGCCGGUGAUCUACCUCAGCACCUUUUAUUUGAGUCAUCGAAACUGCAUUCGACAAGCAGCCAGCCGACCAAUACGACUGACGAGAAGAUAUGAGGAGUGGAUCGAGGAGUUCAAGCAGGUUUGGGGCGACCUAUUUGAUCAUGACUCUGACUUCAGCCUCUUCCUCGUUCAGCCGGAACCGCCAAUCUCCAUCACAAGAGGUAUUGUCGGGAUCGUGCUCAUUGUUCAACAUGAACAACCUGGAGGAUCUGCAGUUUUGACAACGGCACUUUUCGAUGAACUCCCAACACCACGCACGCUUGAGAUCGCCCAUGUCAUUGACACAUGGACCGAUUACACUACAGUACUACAUCGUGCUGAAGCCUAUGAAGCCUGCACUGAAGCCCAGCGUCAAGGCCUACGACCCUGUGUUCUACGUGCAGGCCGACAUGUCUUCCCUCGAGAACGACCAGUGCGGGUGACCGAUGGACUUGGAAUAGUCAUCAACGUGCCUUUGCUUCUCAAUGACGAAGAAUGGAACGCUUAUGUUCGGCCACGUAUUGAACAAUGGCCUGAGUUUGCCCAACAACCACCCCCAGAUGCAGAGAAUGACAAUGAUCAUGUGGCUUUCAUGGCACGCCGCCCGCGUGCACGUGACCUCAUGUCUUCUGGUUCUUCUCCCUCUACUGCAAGUACAGACACAAGCACAGCCAGCGCGCCCUCACACAUUGAUACUGCCGCAUGGCGUCGCACAGUUGUCUUUACCCUUGAUGGAACAACUAUCUCAUGCCUUUUACCCGAGGAACCAGGGCCAGAACAACUUCAUCAAAUUGGCCUUGCACUUCCCGGUUCACAGGGCGAAGUUGCCACAGCCCACAUCGUUUCUGAGAAACCGGAAGCUCUUGUUGCAAUGGACUUGGACUGUUUGCUGGUCACCAAGGCUCAUCAGACGCUAUCACUGUUUCGCAUCUUAUGCCUCGAGAACAUCUUUAUGCUCCAUGCAGACAAGACCAGUCUCUGGAUUAACAAUAUCCUCAUCGACUCAGCUGCAAAUGACGCACUCACCAUCGAAGAUGGUGACUACAUUAAGAUCUUCAUCGGCAACGAGGAGUACCGUUUCCAAUGCACUGAGGACCAUGACACCAUGGCGCUCCUGCAGACAGCCAUCACAAAGGCAAUCUCAGCGAUGCAGGACCAUGGACAUCAAGCAGUCAGCUAUGCUGAACGCAAGACGCAUACUCCCACCUCAGUCUGCCAAACGGAUGAUCGACCUGAAACAGUCUCCCUCAGCUUCACAGAAGAAUUUUUGAGAGCUGUUGAUGCAUUGCGUACUGCGACAGACGCUAUGCCGGAGUUCCCAGAAGAUGACCCAGGCGACAUCACAGCCUACGAUCCGUGGGUGCAACGAUUGCAUGAGGCUUGGACUCGCUCCGCCACCAUCGGGCCAGGAGGCAUGGAACGCCUGGGCAGAGUGGAAACCUGGUUCACCGACCAUGCGAAUUUUCAAAGAUGUCACCAUACGAGAAUCGCAGUUCUUGGACCAGACGCCCACCGCUGGGAAGAACAAUUGCGUCACUUAUGGCGUCAAUAUCUUCUCCUUGGAGCGCCACUUGAAUUUCACAUGGUCGAACCCACACCAGAGGACGCGUCAGGACAAAUCAUUGGCCAGCUGUUACUUGUCCAGCGACCUCAUGUCUAUCAACGCUCAGUUGUCAUUUCAACUUACGACAACGAGUACGAUCAGGUUGUUAUGGGCACUCGCGUCGACCUCCACUCUGUUUGCACUAUGAUGCAGGCCCAUGAAGAUUGUCCUCCAGAAAACCCCGAGAACAGGUGCACUCUCUGGUCCGGACUGCGGCCCAUGGAACCACUUGAACGAGUUUACGCCCGGCACGGUAGUCUUUUCAAGUUGGUCAUCCAGCGUGCCUUACACGCCAAUGUGGCUGCUGAAUCUAGCACCAACUUGCGCGAAAGAAUGAGAGCAAUUGAUGCUAGAGUGAUCUCUGGCCACAUGAUCUCUGGCCACACACCACUUUGGCUCCAAGCACUACACCGUGUCUUUCAAGAUCUAGCCGAAACAGAGCGCACUGACGAAGGUCCUGUCGCAUAUGUUGCCACCUGGUAUCUCCAUGCUUCUUAUGCUCCGCGUUGUGAACCAGGACGCACUGUGCGCUUGCGUGAUGAUCCCUUGAAUUGGCAACGCACUCUCAGUGAAGCUUGGGGCGAUCGGUAUGACUCCAGUAGACCAGCUGACCUUUUCUGGAUCUCACCAGCCCCACCGUCCUCUUUGACAGAUCAUGUUUUGGGCCACAUCUUGAUUGUCCAAGCGCUGCCUGCACACUCAGUUGCAACACUGUUGACUGCCAGAGUACGUGACCAAGAAGGGCAAACCCUGCGUAGGGUAGCAGCAUGUAUCCCACAGGCCUCCUCCGCUGAGGACAUCGUAGCGGCAUUUCCCAUUCCAGGUCCGUUGUUGAGAUACCCCAGAAGAGUUGGACGUGGCCAAACCUUCUUUGAUCCCAACACUCCAACGCAGGUUGCCUCUGGAGAAGGCCUUGUGAUCGACAUCAUGGACACAACGCUCACGCCCCAAUCGGCAACCAACACAGAAGGCAUCAACCUUCUUCAAACACAUGUGCAACGCACUCGACAGACAAUUUACAGCUCUCCGCAAGACAAACAUGCACUGGAAGAGCGAAGGUGCCUAACAGUUGGGCAGGUGGCUCAUACCCAACGACCUUCCUCGCAGGAUGCAAAACAGAUCAUUUGUCUUGAGGAGACCAUCCCUGUCUUCCCGAAGAUUCAGGUAGACUUCAAGUCAGUCCAACAGAUCCUAGAGGCCAUCCACGCGGCAGCCAAUGAGUUCCUGCAGACUUCGGAUGCCCACCAUGAUUCCACGCUGGAGCUGAUUCAGAUUGACAUCACGAUUGCUACAGCCAACGUCCUGACGCUUCGCACUGAAGAUUGUCCACAACAGGGCACCAGCAUUUCGCGACAAUUUGUCAUCAUGCAGCAAUUCCAUGAUGCAGGUUGCAUUUUCAUCGGCAUCCAAGAGACGAGGUCAACAUUGGUUCCUGGAAAUGUGUUGUUGUCACCAGCAGGGCGCCUCAUUCAGGUCGACCACGACAUGAAGCAUUGUCCCAUUGGAGCACUAUCACUACGGCGCUACAUCGCAAAGCGUCCGGAUGGCCCAUUUUCUUCUGUCGAGACGCCAAUGCGCAUGUUGGAGAGUGCCCCACUACAGCAAUCGGUGACCUUGCCCCAGCCCAUGAGAAUCAGGAUCGACUAUGUAGCAGUGCCACAGGAGACUCAGUACGACAAGCUGAACUCUUGGAUUGCGGAAGACAUUGAUCUCAGUGUGCUCCGGAGGAAGAGCCACAUCUCCGACAACACCUGGAUGCUUGUUGAACACAAGAAGUUUCACUUCAAGCAUCUCAGGCAACUGACCCGACAGGGCUCAGAUGCGCAGCGAUUGAAGAUUUUUGAUACGGGGCGACAGCCAGUGAUCGUGGUCGACACGGACAGGCGAGGCUGGCUUUUUGAAAUGCGAGACGACUUGGAAUGGCUCGGCACUUUCCGUCAGCUCCCCUUUGAGCUGCCCCAUGAUCGAUCCUCAUGGGUCCUUGCUUGGGAUGCCCUGCGUAGCUGCCACCCAUGGAAGGGGUGGAUUCGGAAAGCUUGUGCCAAGCAUCUUAUCCAAGAGCACAUUGCCUGGGAAGUCAGCCACCAACACACUGUCAUUUUGGAUGGCCAGAACCGAAACCUUAUGUCUGCCAGCAGUGCCACGCAGCCUUUGCGACUCAUCAUCAACGAGCUCUUCAUGAAUUUCGAGUUCACGAAGUACUCGCUGAGGCCCACGUCACAUCAUCGUGAACGACAGCGAGUUCGACAAGCUCUCCGCCUGAUUCAAGAAGAAGGGGCACCGGACUAUGCAUGGUGGGAGCCUGAUUUGGCUGCUCCAAUGGUCACUACAUGCUUCGCCAGGUUUGGCGACUGUCUUCAACAAUGGAAGCAGCAUCCCACCGAGGAAGCAUUUCACAAUGACUUUUUCAAUUUGCUCUUCAAUAUGAACAUCCCGGAGUUUCAAGCGGCGCGGAUUUUCAUCGCCUGGAUCAAGUCUGAGUUCCAAGACUUGCACUCAGCCUGCGACCCCGAGCUCUAUGAUCUCUUGGAAUGUAGCCACAUGUCCAUGCUUGAGGACAUCCAUAUCUG
Cladocopium goreaui is the source of this 5324-nucleotide messenger RNA. The record is from the annotation of a GenBank genome assembly. NCBI's taxonomy places the organism in Eukaryota, Dinophyceae, Suessiales, Symbiodiniaceae.